Didymodactylos carnosus is the source of this 535-nucleotide messenger RNA. The record is from the annotation of a GenBank genome assembly. NCBI's taxonomy places the organism in Eukaryota, Metazoa, Rotifera, Eurotatoria, Philodinida, Philodinidae.
AUGCAUUCGCCCCGGGAAAGCGAUGAUGUUCUUGUGCAGAAUCAUCGUUUUUUUCAGGACUAGAGAUGACCUUCUAGUGAAGAAACAUGCAGAUGCCCUGGGUAACGGUGAAAUUCUUGUGAAAACACAUCGUGUUUUUCCGGUCAAAAGAUCCCCUUAAACUGAAGAAACAUGCAUUUCCGCUGGGAAAAAUGUGAAGUUUUUGUUUAGAAACAUCGUGUUUCUCCGGAGAACAGACUACUUUCUAGUGAAGAAACACGCAUUUGCCGUGGCAAAACGAUGAAGUUCCCGUCAGGAAACAUCGUGUUUUCAAGCACAAAAGAUUACUAUUACCACUUCACUAAAAGUAUCGAAACACACAAAAUCAAUUUUGUGUAAAUAGAGAUUCGAACAUGUGAACUUAGCUUUGUCUGUACAAACUACAAGUAGCACUACCACUAGUCACAACACAACGUACAGAGAUUAGAAUACGAGGUAUUAUUUACGCGAGGAAAAGUUAUAAAGAAUGAUUAAACCAUAACUGUAGCCUUGUACC